Messenger RNA from Caenorhabditis remanei, 2142 nucleotides. RefSeq lists its product as uncharacterized. Gene Ontology annotation, molecular function: peptidyl-prolyl cis-trans isomerase activity; RNA binding. Gene Ontology annotation, cellular component: nucleus; membrane. Bases 1 to 2142 code for a protein of 713 amino acids. The transcript is spliced from 8 exons. The record is from RefSeq and is a predicted model, not a curated record. Gene Ontology annotation, biological process: protein peptidyl-prolyl isomerization; vesicle-mediated transport. NCBI's taxonomy places the organism in Eukaryota, Metazoa, Nematoda, Chromadorea, Rhabditida, Rhabditidae.
AUGAGUUCCACCUCCACCUCGUCCACUAAUCGCUUCAAAACGUUAGUUCAAAUGUAUGAAAAGACUGCAAAUCGACAGCUCGGUGAGCUUAGAGCACUGCAGCGAAUUGCGUUACAAGGAGGGAUAAGAGAUACUCCGGCACUCAGAGAGUCGAUAGCCACGUAUGAGAAAGAUCUGGAAGAUGGGCUACGUGGAAUUUUGACAGUACGUGGAGAAAUGACGGAUUCGAAUCAGGAGCAUGAAUUUGAUUCGAUUAUUGAGCCAAUAAGGCAACAAAUCAAGACAUUGUCAAAUGUUACAAAAACCCUGAAUCCUCUACGCUCUCCCGGUGCCAAUCCCUUCGAACAAGAUAUAGAAGACGACAAUCCUUACGAAAUGGAAUCUAGACGAUAUCUCCGAGAGACGACACUAAAAGAUAACGAACUCCGACAACUGGCUGUAGAUGUGAAAGAACGAGCCGAGGCAACAGCAAAAGUGGAGAAAGAUAUGGCAGAUUUAGAAAAAAUAUUUCAAGAAUUGGGACGGAUUGUUCAUGAACAGCACGAUGUUGUGGAUUCGAUUGAAGAACAAAUCGAACGAGCAACUGAGGAUGUGAAGAGAGGAAAUGAGAAUUUGAGGAAGGCGGUGAAAUCAAAAGCAGCGAAGGCACCAAUUUAUGCGGGAGUUGUUGGUGGACUCGCUGUCGGAGGACCUGUUGGAUUGGCGGCCGGCUCGGCGAUUGCUGGAAUUGCAGCAGGUGUCGGAGGACUUGUAGCCGGGAUUUACACUGGCAGAUUCUUCAAAAGAUCGGCGACAAAAGGAUUCUCAAAAAAGGAUAAUUUUCAGAUGGCAGUUCUAAUCGAAACCACUCUUGGCGACCUAAUUAUCGAUUUAUUUGUGAAAGAACGUCCUCGAUGCUCACUAAACUUUCUCAAAUUAUGCAAAAAGAAAUACUAUAACUUGAAUCAAUUCCAUAGUAUCGAGAGAAAUUACGUGGCACAAACAGGAGAUCCAUCUGGAACUGGAAAGGGAGGAGAAUCGAUUUACAGUGAUAUGUAUGGAGAUCAAGGAAGAUAUUUCGAGAGAGAAGAUCUUCCGAAAAUGCGACAUACUCGAAUGGGAAUCGUUUCGUUUGUUAACAACGGAGACAAUAUGUUGGGAAGUCAAUUCUUCAUUACUCUUGGAGAGAAUUUGGAUUAUUUGGAUGAUCAACACACGAUUUUCGGACAAGUUACGGAGGGAUUGGAGACGUUGGAGAAGCUGAAUGAGCAGUUGACUGAUACGAAUAAUAAACCGUUUAGGGAUAUUAGAAUCUCCCACACCAUCGUCCUCGACGAUCCAUUCGACGAUGACUCCAGAAUCUCCUAUCCACCUCGAUCUCCGUCACCAACCUACGACAUGCUUGUGAAGACUGAUCAAAUUGCUCUCGACGAGAAAGAAGACGAAGAUGAGGGUAAGACGGCUGAAGAGAUUGCAGAAGAGCUCCGUCAACGAGAAAUGGCCGAACAGGCGCAGAUUCUUGAGAUGGUCGGAGAUUUGAAAGAUGCAGAUGAGGUUCCGCCGGAGAAUGUGUUGUUUGUAUGCAAGCUGAAUCCAGUCACAACGGACGAAGAUCUGGAAAUUAUUUUCUCGAGAUUCGGAAAAAUUAAUAACUGUGAGAUCGUCCGAGACCGUCGAAGUGGAGACUCCCUUCAAUACGCAUUCAUCGAAUUUGACAACGAGAAAAGCUGUGAGCAAGCAUUCUUCAAAAUGGACAACGUGCUCAUCGAUGAUCGACGAAUUCAUGUUGAUUUCUCACAAUCUGUGUCACAAAAUUAUAAAUAUAAACCCAAAUCAAAAAAUGUCGAGGAACCACCAAGAAGACGGCCACAAUCACCACCACGACGACCAGAAAUCAAGAGAAGUCAUCAGAAGAGUCCGUCUCCAAGAAGACAUCGUCGUUCGCCGUCACCGAAAAGAGACAAACGGAGAGAUGAUAGAAGGGACAAUGAGCGACGUAGAAGAAGUCCAGACAACCACCGUGAUAGGGAUCGUGACCGUCGUGACAGAGACAGUGAUCGUGGACAUCGAGACCGUGAUCGAGACAAUCGUCGUGAAAAUCACCGGGAUUCUGACAGGGAUCGCCGUCGACAUUCACCGGAUAGAAGACGGGAUCGUCGUUAA